Molecule: messenger RNA, 2484 nt
Organism: Eupeodes corollae
Lineage: Eukaryota; Metazoa; Arthropoda; Insecta; Diptera; Syrphidae
Gene: RabX4
Product: ras-related protein Rab-13
Exons: 5
Coding region: 392-1036 (214 amino acids)
Molecular function (GO): GTPase activity; GTP binding
Source: RefSeq, a predicted model, not a curated record
UUGUGUCUUGGUUUGGUAAGGUGAAUGUGAAUAAUCUUCCAAAAGAAAAACUUUCUAUGUUUUCCUUUAUUUCCUAAAAAGUUAUUGGAACUAAUUUCUGAGAAAAUUCUCAUAAAUAAUAGAAUUAAAUUUGAAAUAAAAUAAAGUGAAAAUUAAGCGUUAAGUGAAUGAAUUUUUGAGAGAAGUUGAAAAAUCUUUAUUUUCACGGGACAUCCUCAUAAUAAAAUUUAUUUUGUUUUGUUAAAUAUUUGUUUAUCUUAUUCUAAGGGAUAAGCUUUGAGUUUAAGUGAAAUAGGAAACAUUAAAAUAUAUUUAUUAAAAAUCUAUUUUAAAGUAAAACAUUCAAACAAAUUCAUUAAAAAUUAUUGAAACCGAAGAAAUAGAAAAUAAAAUGGCCCUAGAUUUCGUCGCCACAUACAAAGUCCUUGUUUUAGGCGACUCGAAUGUUGGCAAAACCUGCAUUGUUCACAGAUAUUGCGAUGAAAAAUAUUACGACACAUAUAUCUCAACAAUAGGUAUCGACUUUAAGCAAAAGCUAAUAAACUUAGAUGGAGUUCCAAUUAAAUUGCAAAUAUGGGACACAGCUGGCCAGGAGAGGUUUCGCACACUAACAACAGCCUAUUAUCGUGGAGCCAUGGGCAUCCUUUUGAUGUACGAUGUUACAAAUUUGGAAAGCUAUAAUAACUUGUCUUAUUGGCUACGUAACAUCCAAGAGAAUGCAUCACCGGAUGUUGUGAAAGUCCUUGCCGGUAACAAAUGUGAAUGCUCGUCCACACAAAGGAUGGUCGAUAAGGAAAGAGGCGAGAAGAUUGCUGAAAACUUUGAAAUGCCAUUCUUUGAAGUGUCAUGCAAAUCAAAUAUUAACAUAGAAGAAGCUUUCUUAGCACUUGCCAGAAAAAUUAGAGAACAACGAGAACAUAGGGGUGAUAAUUUUGAUACGGAUGACAAAACUCAAGAAAAGAAAUCACCUGGCUCCACCGGACUUGGUACAUUUACGUUAGGUAGUAUUUCCGAGGGUAGUCGUUGUUCCUGCUAAGUUUUUACUUUUUGUUUUUAUUUUUUUGAAAAAUUCUAUAAUAAUCUUUGUUCUUUUUUAUCAAAGAAAAAAAUCAAUUGAUUUAAAUAAAAUUGUUUCUUCAGAAAAAAAAAUCAAAAAAAGAAACUGACCUUAGUAUUAAAAUUUAAAAUUUAAUCGUAUUUUUGUUAACUCAUUAAAAUAAAUAAAUAUAACAUAAUUAUAAUAUUUAUCAUCAUAAACAUCAUCAAAUUCAUUAACUAUAAAAUAUAACACUUGCAUCACAUUUUAGAGUUAUACCUAUAAUGUAUGUCUUCAACAUAACGAUAUACUCGUAAAACAACAACAAAAAGAAAAACAUGAAAUAAUUAUUUUAUUUAGCACAAAUGACACUUACAUCAUCCUUUAUACAACAUCCAUUUGCAUUAUAUGUAACAUCGAACAAAACAAAAAAGUUUAAUAUUAUAGAAAACAAAGAUAAAUAAUUAUUUCCAAAGUCAAAGAGAGAAACCAAAUAAUUAAAGAAAAUUAUGGUUUUAAAAAUAAUUUAAACUCUUAACACAUAAUUUUAAAAGUGUAUUUAAAAUUACAAUACAAUUUUAUACUAAUGAACAAAAAGAAAACGAAAUCGAAAAUGUUAAAAUGAACUGGUUUGAUUAUUUGUACAGAAAAGGAACAAAUUAUUUAAAAAAAAAAGGAUAAUUUAUAUUUAUAUUUAUUUUGUAUUCACAAAACUUAGCCUUAUUCUUUUGUAAGCUGUUUUUGGUGUCAAAAUAAUGAAUGACCUUUUUUACACAAGAAAACUGAAUUUCCAGAUAGUUUUAGUUUUUAGCCAAUAAGAACAUGUAGUAAGGAAAGUGAAAGAAAUCACUAUGUCCGUAAGAUUUGUUCACUUUCUUUUCGCUGCGGAAACUGUUAAAAGUUUUGCUAAGAAAAUGCAUUACAGAAUUGUUCCCCUUAAAUGGUUCUAAGAAAAGUACACAACAUUUCACUAUAAUCUUUUUUAUGGUAACCUAAUUAGUUGCCAUACAAGUAACCUAUAGUGUUGAAAUAUUUUCACAUUCGUUGACAAUAUAUGUAUGUAAUACAUGUAAUUUUGUUUACUCGUGUAAAACGUCAAAAAAAAAACAACAAAUAGCUCUAAGAACAAAGUUUCCUUUAUGAGAAGGGCGCAUGAGUGCAACUUCGUGUACAUGUGCGGAUGAGCUGUCAAAUUUCAAGCUAAACCUUUUUUUAUAAUUGUAUCAGUAUAAGUGGUAAAUAUACCGAAAGAUCCAGAUUUACAAAUUUGAUCAUAAAUACAAAACAAAAAAAAAACAAUUUAUUUCACCCUAUAAAAUGCAAAAACGGGAAAUUUCUGUUUUGACAGAUCUAGAUCAAAAAUAAUUUGAUUUAUUUAACCCAUGGAAAAAACUACUAGAGGUCAGUUUUUUAUCAUUUAACUUAAAAUGAAUUGUUUAAUUGUGAAC